Molecule: messenger RNA, 922 nt
Organism: Grammomys surdaster
Lineage: Eukaryota; Metazoa; Chordata; Mammalia; Rodentia; Muridae
Product: rhox homeobox family member 1-like
Exons: 4
Coding region: 259-807 (182 amino acids)
Biological process (GO): regulation of transcription by RNA polymerase II
Molecular function (GO): RNA polymerase II transcription regulatory region sequence-specific DNA binding; DNA-binding transcription factor activity, RNA polymerase II-specific
Source: RefSeq, a predicted model, not a curated record
UGGAGCAGCCUGGAAGAGACCAGCAGAACUGCUUAGAAGGAGCAAAGAACAGUUGAGCUUCCUGGAAGAGGUUCAGACUAACUGAGCCACCUGGAAAGGCUCUGCAACCUAUCGAGCUGCCUGCAGGCCUUAGAGUGUGCUUUGGGUUUCCAGAUUUUAUGAGCCAUCACUCAGGCCGAGAUAGGCUUUGGUGACAAAGCCGUCUUUGAGUCAUCUCUGAUCCUGUAAGCAACCCCUCGCCCAUAUUCCUAUUCCACCAUGGCUUCCCAAUCCCAUCAUGUGGACCCCAAUUUCUACAAACUGGAGGAGAAUGAGAUCGAGGUGACCUUUGAUAUUGAACAAGAGGCUGAUGCAGCAGCAGCAGGAGGGAGCUUUGAAGAAGGUUCUCAAAAUGGCUCAGACAAACUAAACUACCAGGGCAUUCCAGAUGACAAUUAUGAUAUGAUCCUCAUUGGCGAUGUGAAGUAUUUUGAUAAUGACAUCAAAGAUGAGUGCAGUGGGAGCUACCAAGGCUCUGGAGAUCCACAGCUGGAGGAGCAGAAGAACGUGGCUGCUGCCAGAGUUCCACAGUUCAGGCGCACAAGACCGCGGAUCCAGUUGGGUCUCACGCCCAGGCAGCUGAGUGAAUUGGAAGACUUUUUUGAAAACACUAAGUACCCUGAUGUGAUCGCAAGGAGGAUCCUUGCAAAGCACUUGUACCUGGCAGAAUCCAGAGUGAAGAGAUGGUUUAAGAGACGAAGAGCCAGAUACAGGAAAGAGCAAAUGUUCAAGUGUGCAUCUGCUGAUGGGCAGAAUGCCUUGCAGUAAAGCCUUUGGAGGAGUCCCGAAGCAGCGUCCUCUCCAGGCAUCAGAUGAAGGCACAUAGGCACUAAUACUGUCCAUGGAACCUUAUUCCUUCAGCAAUAAAGAGACAUGCAUUCAA